Osmerus eperlanus (European smelt) is the source of this 3123-nucleotide messenger RNA. It is a transcript of the gene kcng2, whose product is annotated as potassium voltage-gated channel, subfamily G, member 2. Bases 682 to 2352 code for a protein of 556 amino acids. Lineage: Eukaryota; Metazoa; Chordata; Actinopteri; Osmeriformes; Osmeridae. Gene Ontology annotation, molecular function: voltage-gated potassium channel activity. Gene Ontology annotation, cellular component: voltage-gated potassium channel complex; membrane. The record is from RefSeq and is a predicted model, not a curated record. The transcript has 3 exons. Gene Ontology annotation, biological process: protein homooligomerization; potassium ion transmembrane transport.
GUAUUCACUGGAAACAGUAAGCGUCCGUGUAUAUUAUGUCUAUGGUGAAACUGAAGAGCCGCACGAACACGCGCGUGAGCAGUCUGGUCCCUCAAACUGAAAUACAGGACGGCAACACCCUUUCACUUACCGAGUCAUCUUCACAAACCUUCGUUGUUCACCGCGGUUGCCCUUACGAUGAUGUGUAGAUGGAGACACGGAUUUUGACGGAUUCGUUACCUAUACACAAAGGGUUUCGUUUCGGGACUAAGUUUCUCAAUGUUUAGCUUACAGAUAUUUUAUCUAUUGCUUCACACCGUUCCUGCUGUGGAGAGCAGUAACUUUACCAAGCCCUAAAACUUGCCUUGUUGUAUGAGGUUGGAAGUGGCAGGUGACGUUACCUGGAAUCCGGCUGAACUGAUUAAAACUGAGUUUGUGACAAUGUUGUGGACAAUUGCACGCUGCAGAAGAUUGGAUCGGCUGAGGUGUGUGUUAUUUGUUGAUUAUAAUAGCCUUAUAUUUUGAACAAUAUUGAAGCGUAGAGAGAAGACGGAUGGACACAAGCGUACAGACGGUAGUUUUUCUAAAGAGACAAGCUAUAAUCCUGGAUGGGUGACCUGUACUCCAACCCCCUUGGCCAGUGAAGCCCUCCUUCCCAUCUCGCAGUGUGCCCAGGCAGGGUCCCCCAGCUGAGCUGCAGACAUGUACCAGGAGGUGGCCUUUCUGGCUGGCAGCACAGAGCACCAGUUCACCACCUACCAUUUCAACCCCCUGGAGAGCACCCAGGAGGUCUCCUCUGCCAAGGGCCUGUUCUACAAGCGAGUCCAGUUGCUGCCCCAGCCCUGGCCACGGCCCCAGCCCCAGCCUCAGCCCCAGCCUCAGCCCCAGCCCCAACUCAAGCAGGAGGACCAGGAUCUGGAUCAUGCCGACAGCGCCGCCAUCGUCAACGUGGGAGGAAUCAAGUACCGCAUCCCCUGGUCCACGCUGGAGGAGUUCCCCCUGACCCGCCUGGGCAAGCUGCGCGGCUGCAGCAACCUGGAGGAGAUCAUGGACGUGUGCGACGACUACGACGGCGCCCGCAACGAGUACUUCUUCGACCGCAGCCCGUCCGCCUUCCGCACCAUCGUGACCUUCCUGGCGGCGGGGAAGCUGCGUCUGCUGCGGGAGAUGUGCGCCCUGUCCUUCCAGGAGGAGCUGGCGUACUGGGGCGUGGAGGAGGCCAGCCUGGAGUGGUGCUGCCUCAGGAAGCUGAGGCAGGAGGAGCAGCGCGCGCAGCAGAGGCUGGAGGACGAGGAGGCGGAGCUGACCUCGCCGCAGUCCUGCGAGGAGUCCCAGCAGCCGCCCGGGGUCGGGGGCCCGGAGGAGAGCCGUAAGGCGGGCUGCAUGCGCAGGCUGAGGGACAUGGUGGAGAACCCUCAGUCGGGGCUCCCGGGGAAGAUCUUCGCCUGUCUGUCGGUGGUGUUUGUGGCCAUCACGGCCGUGACGCUUUGCGUCAGCACCAUGCCCGACCUGAGGGAGGAGGAGGAGAGGGGCGAGUGCUCUCAGAGAUGUCGCAACAUCUUCGUCCUGGAGACGGUGUGCGUGGCCUGGUUCUCCCUGGAGUUCCUGCUCCGCUUCAUCCAGACGCCGAGCAAGUGCGUGUUCCUGCGAACGCCCCUCAACAUCAUCGACGUCAUGGCCAUCCUGCCCUACUACGUCACCCUCAUCGUGGACUCUCUGUCCGUGGGAGAGAAGCCCAGCGGCUCCGGGAACAACUACCUGGAGAAGGUGGGCUUGGUGCUGAGGGUGCUGCGAGCCUUGAGGAUCUUCUAUGUCAUGCGCCUGGCCAGACACUCCCUGGGCCUGCAGACGCUGGGCCUGACCGUCAGGAGAUGCACGCGCGAGUUCGGCCUGCUCCUCCUCUUCCUGUGUGUCGCCAUGGCGCUGUUCUCGCCGCUGGUGUUCCUGGCCGAGAGCGAGCUGGGGGCCAAGCAGGAGUUCACCAGCAUCCCGGGAAGCUACUGGUGGGCCGUCAUCUCCAUGACGACGGUGGGCUACGGGGACAUGGUGCCGCGCAGCAUCCCCGGCCAGGUGGUGGCGCUGUCCAGCAUCCUGAGCGGCAUCCUGCUCAUGGCGUUCCCCGUCACCUCCAUCUUCCACACCUUCUCCCGCUCCUACCUGGAGCUGAAGGAGGAGCAGAUGCGCUCGCUGAGGCAGAAGCCCGACUCGCAGGACAGCACCAAGUCCCAGAACAGCGAGGACUCCCAGGACACGGACAGCUUCCACGGCAUCACGGAGGCUGUCGCCAUAUCCGCCGCGCAGCGCAGGAAGUCGAUGGCCCUCGCGUCUCAGAGGGCCUCCGAGAUCGGAAAGUCCGUUCAAACUUCGAGUUGAAGUCUGUGUCUCGAGUCCGUCGUGCUUGGCUGGACGAAUGUUUGUAAGACUUGGUAUGGAGUUAUCUUCACAGGUGGCCACUCCCUUUAAUAUUUGUAAUCUCCGUGCAUGAGGGUUCAUAAAAUGAGAGGUUUUUAAGAUUUUAUAAGAAAGCCGCUAGCGUCUUUUUAAAGACGUCUGUGGUACAAAGUUGACCGGAUGACAAGACUGUCAGAGGACAACACAGUAUUUGACCAAUGACAAUAGCCUGACAAUGAAGGAUUAUCCACACAGGAUACAGACGGUGACUGAAGCCCUCCACAAAGCAUGGGGACCAAGCAGAGAGAAUGAAAAUAUAUAUUACUAGUAUGUGCUCAUUUAGGUUGAGGGGGGGGGGGGGGGGUAACUCUGGGACAGGUUAUUUGGCUGUAUUAGUAUUUGACAUUUUUAGUAUUCUUUGCUUUUAGACUCAGGUUUAGCAUCUUUUAAUAAAUGGCAUUAAAACCUGCUUGUCAGGGCCCCAGGGUGAUCCAAUCUACACUUUGUUACAUCCAAAGAUGCAAGUUUCAGGGAACUGAAAGCUUCCACAACAUAACCAAAUUGUUUCUCUCUGCAAAUCUGUCCAGGGUCUCUCGAGCUACACAUCUGUUAUGAUGAUAAUGAGAUGGCAUCUGUUUUCAGGAAUGGUCCUGGACCAAGACGAGAUGUAAUCCGAUAAAGGCUGAGUGAACCCAUAUGAAUUGUAGAGCAGAUAUCAGGGGAGGACCCUUUUAACCCUUGUGCUGCCUUCGG